UUCAAGGCCUCAAAAACAUCUCAGACAAACACAAUUUGGAGAUAACGGUCAUUACAUUUGCGAAUGGGUAAUGCAAAAAGCAAGGACGGUGAACAUCAACUAGAAGAGGUCGUUCCUACAGGUCAGAUUAGCGGUACAAAUCAUGAAGAAUACAAUGCAACCUUGAUUCCCUUUGAUGAACUAGAUGGAGCUAAUUACGCGACGGAACCCGCCCCUUCUAGCGAGACAAAUAUUAAAGAAUCUAAUUCAAGCAUCGUAAACGUAUCUGGAAAUGUUGACCCAAUAUACACGACGGAAACAGCCCCUACGAGCGAGACAAAUUUUAAAGAAUCUAGGGCAAGCAUCGUAAACGUAUCUGAAAAUGUUGACCCACGAUACACGACGGAAACAGAAUGGUUGAGGGUUGGGUACCAUGCUGAUGGUCAAACUGAACCGGCUAAUCUGACUGAGCUAAAAGUUGACACAGAAGACGUCAUUGCUUCCAAACAUCAUGAAACUAUAACAUUCAAUAUUGAAUGCAAAAAAUACGCGGAUAAUGCAAGGGCGGAGUACAAUGCAAGGAAACGUGCAGCUUAUCGGAUUAAACGAAAUCAGGAUAUUAUCAGCUCACAAAAUGAGAAUCAGCCGGUAGUUGGAAAAUCUGAUCAUAGGGAUCAUAUCAACGCUCGUAGGCGGGCUGCUUAUCGCAACAAGUUGUCGGAUGUUUUGGGUAACCAACAAGUCAUUGGGAAGUCUGCCAGUCGCCAGUCUCUAUCAGAUAUCACAAAUGUUCUCGAAAAUAGGGAGAGUACUAAACCUAAUGUCCAAGAUGUAAAUGCACUUGCCCCUCAAUCCUCAGACAACCCAGCUAACUCUAACUAUCCGGCAUUGUCGCAUGAUGCGUCAACGUUUUCUAUUUCAACUGCGGGUCUUUCUGGUCUCGUUAAUGAGAAUGAAAGUCAAGUAGCAAACCAGUAUUACACCCAAGAAACAGAGGAUAGAACGGAGGCAGAACGCAAGAGAGACCAUAGAAACGCACUGAGAAGGGCCUCCUAUCGACGGAAAAAACUACCUAAUGUCCUAGAUGGAAAUGCAAAGACCCUUGUGGUUACAGACAACCUAACCAGCUUGGAGUCGUUUCCAAGUUCAAAUACGUUGUCAACUGUAACCAUCUGUGACACGGAGCAUCAAGGUGAUCAUAAUGUUCAUAAUCAUCCACCAAUUACAUAG
Triticum aestivum (bread wheat) is the source of this 1209-nucleotide messenger RNA. RefSeq lists its product as uncharacterized. Bases 64 to 1209 code for a protein of 381 amino acids. NCBI's taxonomy places the organism in Eukaryota, Viridiplantae, Streptophyta, Magnoliopsida, Poales, Poaceae. The record is from RefSeq and is a predicted model, not a curated record. The transcript has 10 exons.